Paraglomus brasilianum is the source of this 363-nucleotide messenger RNA. The record is from the annotation of a GenBank genome assembly. Lineage: Eukaryota; Fungi; Glomeromycota; Glomeromycetes; Paraglomerales; Paraglomeraceae.
AUGAAGAUUUUCACACUCGUAUUACUCGUUCUAGCUGCUGUAACCUUGGCUUCUGCUGAGAUGCAAAGGAGUUCUGGUACUACGAAUCUUCCCCAAAUGAAAUCUAACCUUACGAAAGAUGAAACUUGCCCCAGUGGAUACUAUGCUUGUACAGACAGUCUGGGUGGAUGUUGUCCAAAUGGGCACAGUUGUACUGACGGCGGCUUUACGUGCAGUAAAACGACGAAAACUGAAGAUAACAUUUUUAUAGGAGUGGGCAUAACAGUUGCAGUGCUCGGAGUCGGCCUAGUAGUAGUAAAAAUAUACAAGAAAUGCUGCGGACAACAUCAUAAUGGCACACCCAGCAAUGGCGGCCGGCCCUAA